Messenger RNA from Pterocles gutturalis (yellow-throated sandgrouse), 288 nucleotides. Its product is annotated as forkhead box protein P1-like. The transcript is spliced from 2 exons. The record is from RefSeq and is a predicted model, not a curated record. The annotation marks the transcript as partial. NCBI's taxonomy places the organism in Eukaryota, Metazoa, Chordata, Aves, Pterocliformes, Pteroclidae.
AUGAUGCAAGAAUCUGGGACUGAGACAAAAAGUAACGGUUCAGCCAUUCAGAAUGGAGCGAGCGGUGGCAACCAUUUACUAGAGUGCAGCCUGCGGGAAGUGAGAUCAAACGGCGAGACACCUUCAGUUGAAAUUGGGGCUGCAGAUUUAGCACAUCUUCAGCAACAGCAGGCUCUCCAGGUGGCACGGCAGCUUCUACUGCAACAGCAGCAGCAGCAGCAGCAGCAGCAACAACAAGUUAGUGGAUUAAAGUCUCCGAAGAGGAAUGACAAACAGCCAGCCCUUCAG